Panicum virgatum (switchgrass) is the source of this 2169-nucleotide messenger RNA. RefSeq lists its product as uncharacterized. NCBI's taxonomy places the organism in Eukaryota, Viridiplantae, Streptophyta, Magnoliopsida, Poales, Poaceae. Gene Ontology annotation, molecular function: ADP binding. The record is from RefSeq and is a predicted model, not a curated record. Gene Ontology annotation, biological process: defense response to other organism. Bases 1 to 2169 code for a protein of 722 amino acids. The transcript is spliced from 5 exons.
AUGGCAGAUCUUGCCAUUGGGAUUUCCAAGACGGUGGUUGAGAAGCUGGUGAACAAGGUCAGGUCCGCUGUCAAGGAAGAGGCGGAGAAAUGGCAGAUCCUGCAGCGUGACAUUGUUUUCAUCAAGGACGAGUUCGAGAUGAUGCAAUCCUUCCUCAACACCACCGGGCGGGAGCGCAUGAAGAACCAGGUGGCAAGGACCUGGCCCAAGGUGGUACCAGCAGCGCUGCCGCUGGACCAAGCCGUCGCCGAGAUAAAGCAACUCAAGGCCCAAGCUGAGGAUGUGAACCAAAGGAACAUACGCUACAGCCUCACCGGCAGCUCUGGAGAUCAGCAGAUGCUGCCAGCUCCUGCUGCCAGCAAGAGGACCCUGGACAUCUUCAUCAAGCCCAGGGAUGGCUUUGAUAAUCAGGCAGGCACUUUGGACCUCGCCAGAUUGAUAAAACGGGAGGGCAAGGAACUUCAAGUGAUUGCCGUGUGUGGAACAGGAGAUCUUGGGACGACAUCCAUCAUCAAGAAGGCAUAUGACGAGCCUGAAAUCUGUGCACAAAUUCUGACAAGACCCAAGAGGCGAAGACCCAAGACCCCAAGAUCCAAGGACCCAAAACCCAAGAGCCCAAUACCCAAGGGCCCAAGACCCAAGACCCAAGAGCCCAAUACCAAAGAUCCAAAGACACAAGAGCCCAAUGCCCAAGAGCAAAAGACCCAAGAGCCCAAUAUCCAAGAGCAAGGAGUUUUAGAAUUAGAAUUACAAGAGCAAGAAGUUAACACCGUAAGGCUGCAACAAGUGCUGGAGGUGAUGAAGGCAACCCAAGAAAGUAUGCUUGCAGAAUUCAUGGGGAGAAUCAAGGAGAAGCCAUACCUCAUCGUCCUAGAAGGUCUCUCCACCAUCGUGGAGUGGAAUGCCAUCAAGACAUUUCUUCUAGACAUGAAGAAUGAGAGCCGAGUUGUUGUGUCAACGCAGCAGCUUGAGAUGGCAAGCCUGUGCGCGGGACAGCCAUACCACGUAUGGUUGCUCCGGGAGUUCUCAACUGAGCACUCCGUCUACGCCUUCUCAAACUCAAAGGACCAUCCCAAAAAACCACUGGUUAAUGAAGCUACCACAUUGGACAAGUGUUUGAGUGACGACGACACAGAGACCUCGGACCAUUGGCUGAAAGUACAUGGCCUUCGUGGGCGCUAUUCGGAACUAAGUACACUUUGGGGCCAGGUACAAACACACAGUGUGGUCUCAGUCUGCGGGGUGGCUGGUGCUGGGAAAUCUUUUCUCGCCCAAGUCCUCCAUACCCAUUAUUGUCCUCGUGGUCGUGGUUGGCACCAUGGAAGCUACGUUGUUAAUGUACCCCAUCCGUUCGAUAUCACGGACUUCUGUGAGAGCUUGUAUCUUGAAAUCUUCUCAACACCACCAAAAGAAGGCGAAGAUAUCUUCCGGAUGUGUUGGAAACAUCUUGAGCAAAAACCGUGCCUUGUUUUUAUUGACGGCUUGCGGUCCAAGGAAGAUUGGGACUUGAUAGAAGCUAACUUGAUACCGGCUGCUUCUUUCCCUUUUGGAGGCUGUACCAUUGUUAUUACCAGGGAAGAAAGUGUUGCCAGACAUUGUGCAACGUCACCUGAUGCAGUGUGCCGUGUCAAAGGUCUAGAAGCUGAUGCGGCCCGUCAUCUCUUCCAGGACACCUUUAAACCUGACGGAAUCUCUAAGGGUGAUUCUAACAUGAUGGCUGAAGCAGAUCUUAUCAUAGACAAGUGUGGCAGACUUCCCAAACUAAUAGUUGCUUUAGCUGAGUACUUGGCCGAAGUACCAAACGUCAUACGGGAGGCCCGGCGUCUGAAUGCCAACUUUAUGUAUGCACUGAAGACGACCAGGAAGGGACUUGAUAGCUUCCGGGACGUAUUCACCUGGAUGUAUUCAAGAUUUCAGGCUUGUCAUCAACUACAAAGGAAAUGCAUAUUCUAUCUGUCACUAUUUACUCAAAGCAGUAUCAUUCGUCAGAAUCGUUUGGUGAGGCGGUGGAUUGCAGAGGGCUACUCUGAGGGCACUGACAGCAACAGCAUGGUGGAAUAUACAGAGAAGCUCAUCCGCGCCUGUGGCCGCCCCGUCGGAGCCGCGCUCGCCGCUCCCGUCGGCUCCCUCAGGCUCCAGUGCCCUGCCCCGGCCGUGACAUUAUUUUAG